CCACUCGCUCGGCUCUACAGCCGCCGCCACCGUCGCCGCCACUGCUCCGGGCUUCGGUCGCAAGGCGGGCGGGCGGGCGCGCUCGGCGAGGCUCCUGCGGCUGCUGCUCUCCUCCGGCGCCGGGGGGCUGCGGCGCGCUGGGUCCCGGCCCCUGGCCGGGUGCCCCUCGGGCCCUCGCGCCCCGGUCUCCAGUCCCGCGACCUGCCCGGGAGAACGCUCUGCGCUGGCCGGGCCACCCCGGGCUCGCGCCCCGGGUCAUGAAGAGGGGCCCGUGAGGGGCGCGCGGAGGCGGUGGAAGAGGAGGGAGGAGGGAGGCCGAGGAGGAGGGCGCGGAAGGCGGAGGAUGCCGCCGCCGAUGCCGCCGCCGCCGCCGCCCGCCGGCCCCCGGCGAGCCUGACUCCAGACCUGAGGAUGGAGCCGGCGCUGGGCGCUGCAGCAGCUCCCGGUGCGCCCCCCACCAGCUUCCUCGCCUGUGAAAUGGAGCUGAUCCUGGCCUCCCCGUGAUGCGCUCCCGUGCGGAAUAAAGGCGCAAGUGCAGGUAAAGGGCUUAGGAAGUAUUCGACGGAUGCUAACUGAAAUAAUGCCACAGUCUUGGGUUUGAACUUAGAAUCCGCGGAUAGCAUCCAGGUCGGGAACGCUCCCUGGUCCACUUAUGCUUUGAGUUUUAGGUAGCUGUUCUCGUCUCCGGGGUGGUUGGAAGAAGACCCUCCCUCCCUGGCUGUCCCUUCUGUGCGGGUCUUGGUGUCUGGGCUGUCCGGACGGAGCUGUCAUUUACACCUGGAGGUCUGGGAACCUUUCCCCUCCCUCUCUCUACAGUCUGUUGGCCACAGGGCUGCUGUACAGGUUGGGACUGCCGGCUAGGCCAGGAGACCUGGUAGCUGUGGACUCUCUAGCUUGGAGCAGCCCUUCUUUGACCUCGCAUGGUGGAGAAGCAGCCCCAUGAAGGUGCCCAGCCAUGCAAUGUUCCUGGAAGGCCGUCCUCCUCCUUGCCCUGGCUUCAAUCGCCAUUCAGUACACCGCCAUCCGCACCUUCACCGCCAAGUCCUUCCACACCUGCCCCGGGCUGGCGGAGGCGGGGCUGGCGGAGCGGCUGUGCGAGGAGGGCCCCACCUUCGCCUACAACCUCUCCCGCAAGACCCACAUCCUCAUCCUGGCCACCACGCGCAGUGGCUCCUCCUUCGUGGGCCAGCUAUUCAACCAGCACCUGGACGUCUUCUACCUGUUCGAGCCCCUCUACCACGUCCAAAACACGCUCAUCCCCCGCUUCACCCAGGGCAAGAGCCCCGCCGACCGGCGCGUCAUGCUGGGCGCCAGCCGCGACCUCCUGAGGAGCCUCUAUGACUGUGACCUCUAUUUCUUGGAGAACUACAUCAAGCCCCCGCCCGUCAACCACACCACCGACAGGAUCUUCCGCCGCGGGGCCAGCAGGGUGCUGUGCUCCCGCCCCGUGUGCGACCCCCCGGGGUCCCCCAACCUGGUGCUGGAGGAGGGGGACUGCGUGCGCAAGUGCGGCUUGUUGAACUUGACGGUGGCCGCCGAGGCCUGUCGUGAGCGCAGCCACGUGGCCAUCAAGACGGUGCGGGUGCCCGAGGUGAACGACCUUCGGGCCCUGGUUGAAGACCCCCGGUUAAACCUCAAGGUCAUCCAGCUGGUCCGCGACCCGCGUGGCAUCCUGGCCUCCCGCAGCGAGACGUUCCGCGACACUUACCGCCUCUGGCGGCUCUGGUACGGCACCGGGAGGAAGCCCUACAACCUGGAUGUGACGCAGCUGACCACGGUGUGCGAGGACUUCUCCAACUCCGUGUCCACUGGCCUCAUGCGGCCCCCGUGGCUCAAGGGCAAGUACAUGUUGGUGCGCUACGAGGACCUGGCCAGGAACCCCAUGAAGAAGACCGAGGAGAUCUACGGUUUCCUGGGGAUACCCCUGGACAGCCACGUGGCCCGCUGGAUCCAGAAUAACACGCGGGGCGACCCCACCUUGGGCAAGCACAAAUACGGCACCGUCCGAAACUCGGCGGCCACGGCCGAGAAGUGGCGCUUCCGCCUCUCCUACGACAUUGUGGCCUUUGCCCAGAACGCCUGCCAGCGGGUGCUGGCGCAGCUGGGCUACAAGAUGGCCAUGUCGGAGGAGGAGCUCAAGAACCCCUCCGUCAGUCUGGUGGAGGAGCGGGACUUCCGCCCUUUCUCGUGACGAGGGCUGCGUGGGCGGGGGUGAGGGGCACAUGGUGUCGGUUUUGAUAAAAUGGACCGUUUUUUAACUGUUGCCUUAUUUCUCCCUCCCUCUCCUGCCGGGUCUUUGUGUCCUUCUCACCGCCCCACCCCGACCCCAACAGGCCCCGCCCACCCUCCACUCCUUCUGCCUCUUUUUGUCUCUGAAAUUUGCACUAUGUCUUGGACAGGAAUCACUGGGGCAGAGGGGGCGUGAAGCGGGGUAGAGCCCCCAGCCCACCCCCAUUCAGACACACAGCUGUUGGGUCUCUGCGUGGAUGGUGUCAAUGUUUACAAGCACCACACUCACACAUUCACAUACACACACAUGCACACACACCGGCACCCACAAGGAGAGAUACCCCCAAACCGGGGAACUUCUGCAGCAUUUCCAGUGGCCCAGUAGUUGGGGUCUGGUAGUUUUGCACUGUCUUACUUCCACAAGGUAAGAGGGUAAAAACAAAAAGGCCACCUCUCUCUAACUUAUGAAUGGUGUCUAAUCCCUCCCCAUCCUGCCUCUGCCCCGGUGCCCACUGUCGUCCCCCCGCCCCCAGCAGAGAACAGUCUGCACCCACUCCCCCUCCCCGGCCUGCCCUUGCCUGCCUCUGAGCAGGUUUUUACUGUGAGGUGAAUGUGGACCUUGUUUAUUUUUUCCAGUCUGUGGCGAUGCUGUCUGUCUGUCUGUCUGAGUCUUGUGGCUGCCCCUGGACCAGUGACGGCUGAUAAAUCUUAUGGGUUUCUGAUUGAUCUCGGGGUCCAUCUGUAAUAUUUCUUUGUGCCAAAAGAAAAAAAAAGUGGAUCAGUUUGCUAAAUGAACGUUGAAAUGCUUUAUCUGUGUUUUCUGUAAAUAAAAGAGUGCAAUAAUAA
This is a messenger RNA of Lutra lutra (Eurasian river otter), 3075 nucleotides long. RefSeq names its product carbohydrate sulfotransferase 1 (gene CHST1). Gene Ontology annotation, biological process: N-acetylglucosamine metabolic process; carbohydrate metabolic process; keratan sulfate proteoglycan metabolic process. NCBI's taxonomy places the organism in Eukaryota, Metazoa, Chordata, Mammalia, Carnivora, Mustelidae. The record is from RefSeq and is a predicted model, not a curated record. The coding region runs from base 956 to 2191 and encodes 411 amino acids. The transcript is spliced from 4 exons. Gene Ontology annotation, cellular component: Golgi membrane. Gene Ontology annotation, molecular function: keratan sulfotransferase activity; N-acetylglucosamine 6-O-sulfotransferase activity.